GGACAUACCAACACUAUACCUCCUCAUGAAUAUUGCGACCAGCUGUCUGCUGGAAGAGCCAAAGGAAUAGCGGAUUAUCUCAUAAAAAGAGGGAUUGAUGCCAAAAGGGUCGGCUACAAAGGCUAUGGGAAGAGAGAACCACUGACUGACAGUAGGUUUGCCAUCUGUGAUCAUCAUGAUCUGCUUAUUGGGGUUUUUACGUUUUCUGAGGAUUUCCAUAGCCAGUUCCAGGCCUGCAACUGUAUUGGUAUGGUAUGGUCCCACCUGAAGAUAGGUCAGCGCAAUAUUUUCAGGAGUAUCCCCGAAAACAAAUGGUCUGAGCUCAGAAGUAAUUUCAUCUCCUUGUCCGCUGAGGCAAGCAGGAAAGCGGUGGUCUUUAUUAAAUCUAUCAUUCGUCCGGAUGAACUUUUAGUCCAAAACUAUUCCAAUACGGGGUCGGGAGUCCUUAUCAGCUCUGAUGGGUAUAUUGUCACCAAUCAGCAUGUUAUUCAUUCUGCUUCAAAGGUCGAAGUGACCCUUAAUGAUAACAGGACCUACAUUGCCAAGCUUAUCGGUGCAGAUAAAAAUACUGACCUUGCCUUAUUAAAAAUAGAAGUGGAAAAUGCAGACUUUUUAUCCUUUGGCAAUUCUGAUUCGCUACGGAUAGGAGAGUGGGUGCUGGCAGUAGGCAAUCCUUUCAGGCUCCAAUCUUCUGUUACCGCUGGUAUCGUAAGCGCAAAAGCCAGAAGUAUCAAUCUGCUUGAAAAUCAAGGUAUAGAAUCUUUUAUACAAACAGAUGCGGCUUUUAAUCCGGGUAGCAGUGGUGGCGCUCUGGUGAGUACGGCUGGUCUUCUGGUUGGGGUCUCUACUGCCAUCAUGAGCGAAUCCGGAAGAUAUGAAGGUUUUUCUUUUGCAAUUCCUGCCAACCUUGCCAGGAAAGUAGUGGCUGAUCUCAAAGAAUUUGGAACAGUGCAAAGAGGUUGGUUGGGUGUGGAUAUCGAAAAUAUUGAUAAUAAAAUGGCCGAAGAAAUGGACUUGAGUGAAGUUUCCGGGGUAUUGAUAUCACACGUGACCAAGGAUGGAGGCGCUUAUGAAGCAGGUAUUCGUUCCAAUGAUGUCAUCAUCAGCGUCAAUAAUAUUAAAAUACAUAAUACUUCUGAAUUUAUGGAAAUUUUGGGUCAAUACAGACCGGGAGAAAAACUCCAAAUCAUUUACAUCAGGAGUAAAGAUAAAAAAACUGCUUUUCCUAUUUUGAGAAAUCAACUAAAUACUACAGAUCUUAUAGGAAUUGCUGCUGAUGGAGCUUUUCAUGAACUUGGUAUUGAAGUCAGAGAAUUGGACAGUUAUGAAAAAGCGAUAUAUACACCCGGCGGUGUAAAAGUAAUAAGUAUAACAAACGGAAGUAUCAUAGCAAACACAAAAAUGGAACCGGACUACAUCAUCACCAAAAUAAAUAAUGUAAAGAUUUCCGGUAUGGCACAAUUUAGAAAAAUAUUAGAAGACUUCAAAGGCAAAUCUGUCAUUUUAGAGGGCUUUUAUCCUAAAUUUCCA
This is a messenger RNA of Darwinula stevensoni, 1530 nucleotides long. The record is from the annotation of a GenBank genome assembly. Lineage: Eukaryota; Metazoa; Arthropoda; Ostracoda; Podocopida; Darwinulidae.